AAGAUUUUUUACGAGAAUCGUGUGUAUCUAGCGUUAAGUUAGAACUGAGGUCCAUUUCGCGCUGCAAAUGUGCUUUGAAGCGCCACAUAGACCAAUCAUGUUCUUUCUUCGAGCGCUCCAAAACGUUUGCAGCGUCAAGUGGAUCCCAGCUUAGGUCUUCGAAAAUGCGUCGCUUCCGAAACCUGGCAGUCUUGGCGGUGAACGAUGAUUUUUUCUUCUUUUGAGGUUAUCCGCGAUCGAAUGCGUCGAGCAUUCGCGAUACUUUGCGUUAAAGCCACGGUAAAGCGACGCACAUUCCACAGUAUUAUUCGUAAAACUUCAAUGUUUCACAUACGUUUGUAACUUGAUGAAUAAAGAAACCUCGAUUGUUAAUGUGAUAGCGUGAAGCGAGUCUAGGUUAGUUUUCACAUUCCUUACGAAUCUGAUCGUUGAGUAGGAGAAACAGUAGGAGAGCACGUAUCGUGAUAUAACGGAAGCUCGUUAUCAUUGCAAUUUCGAGCAUCUGUGCGAUAUUUGGAUUAAAAUUCAGACAUUCCCAGAUAUUCUCAGGGAAUAUAUGGGAGAAUAUCCCAGAUAUUCUCAGGGAACAUAUGACUCUCGAAUAAUUGCACUAGUGUUGAAAUUAAGACGACAUAAUGUUAACAUCUGUAUCUGCGGCACCUUCCACCUCCAUGGGUAGUUCCGGACUACCAAGCCCGACCAUUGAUUCACAUGACGAUAGUUUUAACAAAUUGACAGAUUAUCUGCACAAACUAGCUGGGAACCAUGAGAUGGAAGUUGACAUUAUAGUCAAAGAUCACUGUUACGCGCGGCCCUGGAACUGGAGACCGGAAAAUAUUUAUGUAAAGCCUGUAAAAAGACUGUUUUUUUCAAGGAACACCGUGUCACGUGAUAAACUUAGGAAAAACGAAGAAGUUGUUGUGGACGAUAUUGGAAGCGACUCAACAGCACCGCCGUUCGAUCUGGAGAAAGCUCGGCAACAGAUGGAUGAGUUUCAACGUGUAACGAAUAACGUACGGCAAGAAGAGGACGAGGAUUGGGAAGAUAAGAUAAGCAAAGAACUGUGGUCCUCGGUGCAGACUCGAAUAUUCACCAAAGUAACUCGUAUACUAAGCUCGGAGAGGCUCGCGAGAUUGGCCAAGGCCACGCACGAAAUAGAGCCGAUCUUUCGGCGGACGUCCGUGGAUAUCGCAGCGAGGAGAUUCCGGGAGACAUUGGCGUCGACCGGGUGGGACUGGAGACUGGUGCACUGGCUGCAUAAUUUACUGUUCGAACAUCUUCCCCAGGAAUACUUGGUCAUUUAUUUGGACAUCUUGCAGACACUAAGACCAAAGAUACCUCAGCUGAUCGACAAGAUGAUCGCAAUACAGCCGAACAUUAACUCCAGAACAGGUUCCGUAACAUGGGAGACACUAGGGUAUCUAUUCAAACGAUCAUGGGACCCAGUUUCACAGAGCUUGAGUGGGAGUAGACCUAAGAAAUUGCCUGGGAAUCCGAUUUUAAUAAUAGUACCCUCCGGUAAUACGUCCACCGUUUCUCCUCGUCAGACCAAAUGGGUCACGCAACUGAGUUCGUUAGGUAUGGUCGUUACCGUUCACAACCACUUGGGAUUGGCUGCUAACAGAAUGACCAUGCUAGUGUUCAUGGAUCAGCUGGUUCAGGCUACGAGAACGAAGAUACAGGAUGUUAGAAGCGACUAUCCUGGUAAACCGAUAAUAUUGGUCGGCUUCAAUACUGGCUCGGCGCUUGCCUGUCAGGUGGCACAGAUGGAGCAUGUGACCGCUAUUAUCUGCAUCGGGUUUCCUUUCGCGACGGUCGAAGGGAAACGAGGCACACCGGACGAUACUCUGAUGGACAUUCGUUCCCCCGUGAUGUUCGUCAUAGGGCAAAACGCCACUCUCGUGACGACCGACGAUCUGGAGGAGCUGCGGGAGAAGAUGUUGGUCGAGACGAGUCUGGUGGUGGUCGGCACGGCCGACGACUACCUCAGGAUAUCCACGUCCAAGAAAAUACUGGAGGGUAUCACGCAGAGUAUGGUGGACAGAUGCAUAUUGGACGAGAUCGGCGACUUCGUCGGCGGCAUUCUGCUGCAGCCGCACCCGUUGCCGUUGCGGCCCUCCGCGUUGGCGGCUAACUGCGACGGUAAAAGUAAGAAGGAAUCUCACAAGCGACGGAACUCGACCAGCAGUUCCGUGGAGAGCGAGCCGAACUCGCCGGUCGCGAAGAAAUCGCUCUCGAACGCGUCGACGGCGAUGCCGUCGGUCGGGACGAACGCGACGUCGGGCGUGAACCCUAAGGUGGGCACCUUCAGCGCCCAGGCUAAUCUGAUGCAAGUGAGCGGACAGCACACCAACCAUACUCCCAAUCCGAAACGGAAGCGUACCGUGGGCAGCCAGAAAGCCCAAUUUGGCGAGCACAUAAAAGCAUCCAGGCUCCCUGCACAGACGAACAUCAACGCGGAGAACGGCAUAACGCUGAAUAUCGGCACCCUGGCGAGCCUGGCGCCCAUAGGGCCGAUACGUUUAGCACCCACUACCGUGGGCCAAGCCGCGAGCACGUCCCCCAAGACGUCCGGCACGUCGAAGUCCACGAGCGCGUCCGUCAAGAUACCGAAGAUCUUCUCGACAAAUGUGCCGCUGCAGGGCAUCUCGAAGAUAAAGACGCUCGUUCCUACGUACUCGCCCAUCACGAACGUCGUCUCGCACAAUUACAGACAAGUGAGCGUACCUGACAAGAGCGGAGACGCGAAGCUGAUGAGCGUCUUCACCGCGAGCGGAAAUCAAAUUAGGGUUAACACUACCGCUGCAGGAGCCCUCAAGCCUAUCGCCUCGGGUGGUGCGUUGUCGAAUCUUUUGCAAGCUGGGAAGAACACCUCCUCCCCCUCCUCCACGCUGCCCACGAACGCCACGUCCUCCGCCCGCGUGUCGUCGGCCUCCAGUAUACUGCUGACAACUAGCAAUUCGCCAGCGAAUAGUAUAGCACCGUCCACGUCAUCCAAUUCAAAAGCGACGGAGGAGAUGGACGUAAGCGGUGACGCUCACCAAGCGAUGCUCGGUCCGACUCGGAGCUCGCUGGACGUUUCGAAGCCGACGCACUUGCCGCUGCGACCGGGAGCCGUUAAUAGCGAUAACAGCCCGCACGGUACGCCCUGCGGUAACAUAGUCAUUAUCGAGAAUCCCCUUCACAACCGGGGCGCGACCUCGUCGGUGAUCGUGCCGUUCAACAGCCAAGGCUGCUGCCCGGCCGGCGUUCAAUUACCGGGCAAGCUGAAGAUCUCGUCGCACAAGUCCGUGAAAGCGAUGCCCAAGAUCACCGUAAACGCGAACAACCUGCAGCGGCUGCAGAAGGGCAAGCCGGCGCAGCAGCAGGCCGUGUCGCCGAGGAAGAAUCUCGACAUAGACGACGAGCUCGGGAACAUACUGGACAUACCGAUCAUAUUCGCCAAGGACGACGACAGCUUGGGCAACGCGGUCGACAAGGUACCGGCCAUGAAGGUUCAACCGAAGGAGCAAACCCCUCCGGAGAGGCCCAAGUUGAACACCACCACCACCACCACUACCAAAGUGGUCCUCAUCAGCAACAAGCAGGACAAGCUGCAACAGGCGCAACAGAGCAAGCUCGCCGCCAGUUCCGCCGUCAUCUGCCCCGCCAACGUGCAGAACCUGAAUCACCUGAUACUGCAGGCCCGAUCGCAGCAGAACAGCAGUAAUGGCGGUAACAACGUCGCGUCCACGGUGAAGAGCCGAGUCGGCCCGGGGAUGGAGAGCCGACUGAUGCAGCCGACCGUCAAGUACACGAAGAUCAUCCUGGCGAAGAGGAACACGCUGCCGCCUCAGCAGCAGAGCAAACGGCCGGGCGAGCAGGCGGCCACGACCCUCGACGACGCGCCCAAGAUCUUGACCUUCGAGAAGGACGACGACAGAUUCGUCCAGGCGUCCCACAGCGUGCCCACCUACGACGAUCCGUUCGCGGGCAACGUGCUGGAGAUCGAGGACGCCAUCAAGACGAAUAUCAUUGAGCGCAAGUACGCGUCUGCCUCGGUCGAGCCAUCGUCGAUCUCGCCAGCCGUCACUCUCGCCGACGACGACUGCCUCGCGGAUAUCCUGAACGAGACGGAGUUGGACGACGGCUCGGAGCAGCCCGUCUUCGAUGCCGAUCAGGCGCGAUCGUAGAAUCUACUCGGAACGGAGGCUCUCGUGUCGACGACGCGACCUUGGCUGAUCGUGCGGUAAGCGGCG
Dinoponera quadriceps is the source of this 4238-nucleotide messenger RNA. RefSeq names its product KAT8 regulatory NSL complex subunit 3 (gene Rcd1). The transcript has 8 exons. The record is from RefSeq and is a predicted model, not a curated record. Gene Ontology annotation, cellular component: NSL complex. Gene Ontology annotation, biological process: positive regulation of transcription by RNA polymerase II. The coding region runs from base 636 to 4172 and encodes 1178 amino acids. Lineage: Eukaryota; Metazoa; Arthropoda; Insecta; Hymenoptera; Formicidae.